Molecule: messenger RNA, 1325 nt
Organism: Astyanax mexicanus (Mexican tetra)
Lineage: Eukaryota; Metazoa; Chordata; Actinopteri; Characiformes; Acestrorhamphidae
Product: mucin-2-like
Exons: 3
Coding region: 158-1303 (381 amino acids)
Source: RefSeq, a predicted model, not a curated record
UAGGGUAAAGCUGCAGACCCGGAGACUGCAGUUUUAGGACCGCUGCAGAUUCAGGACCGCUGCAGUUCUAGGACCCUACUCUGCCGCCUAGCGACAUGAGUGAUUAUUACACAGUAGGCGGGACCAGCGAGAGAGGGAGUGAGUGGGGUGCAGGUGUAUGCUAAAGGCUUUUCUCCUCAUAGCUGUUGUCGUCGUCGAAUUGUGUGGCACAGUUUGGUGCACGAUGGAGUACAGUCGGAAUAUGCAUAUAACAAUUCAAGAGGGUCGAGCUAUGCCUAAACUGGAAAGAUGCACCACAUGCUGCAAAAAGUUCCACUGCCCAUUUUGCUCUUCAUCUUUGUUCAACCCAACAAAGUUAAGCAAAGUCAAAACCCAUUUAGAAAGCCAUUUCAGCCGAGCUGUUUUCCAAAAAGAGUACACCAUUCACAGAUGUGGAUUAAAGUGCAGACCACAAUUGCAUUACCAUUGUAUCCACUGCCAGUCAACGCUGUCACGUAAAGCAGACUUCAUUAAACAUGUGUCCUUGUGCAAGGAGAAGGACUCUUCUGUACCCCACAUCCCAGCUAAAACUAACCCCACCACCCCUGCUCCAAAAACCACCACCACCCCUGCUCCAAAUACGACCACCACCCCUGCUCCAACAACCACCACCACCCCUGCUCCAAAUACGACCACCACCCCUGCUCCAACAACCACCACCACCCCUGCUCCAAUAACCACCACCAUUCCUGCUCGAAUAACCACCACCACCCCUGCUCCAAUAACCACCACCACCCCUGCUCCAGCAACCAUCACCACCCCUGCUCCAAUAACCACCCCCACCCCUGCUCCAGCAACCAUCACCACCCCUGCUCCAAUAACCACCCCCACCCCUGCUCCAGCAACCAUCACCACCCCUGCUCCAAUAACCACCCCCACCCCUGCUCCAAUAACCACCACCACCCCUGCUCCAACAACCACCACCACCCCUGCUCCAAAUACGACCACCACCCCUGCUCCAACAACCACCACCACCCCUGCUCCAAUAACCACCACCAUUCCUGCUCGAAUAACCACCACCACCCCUGCUCCAAUAACCACCACCACCCCUGCUCCAGCAACCAUCACCACCCCUGCUCCAAUAACCACCCCCACCCCUGCUCCAAUAACCACCACCACCCCUGCUCCAACAACUUCCACAAUGUGGAGUUUGAAUAUUAAAAAAGAAAUGUCAAAUAUUAAUAUAUUUUUUUGUAUCUCUUUCUCUAUCUCUUCUUUCUUUCUCUCUCUUACAGAAGUUGUUGCGAUCCAAGUCCCUGGAUAAAAAAAAACAAUGUUAAUGUGUG